AUGUCCGCCCUCCUCCGAUGCCGAAUUUAUCCGUUGUCCGCCCCUCCGAUGCCGAAUUUGCCGUUGUCCGCCCUCCGAUGCCGAAUUUAUUCAUUGUCCGCCUCCUCCGAUGCCGAAUUAUCCAUUGUCCGCCCUCCUCCGAUGCCGAAUUUAUCCGUUGUCCGCCCUCCUCCGAUGCCGAAUUUAUCCAUUGUCCGCCCUCCCGAUGCCGAAAUCCGUUGUCCGCCCUCCUCCGAUGCCGAAUUUAUCCGUUGUCCCUCCUCCGAUGCCGAAUUUAUCCGUUGUCCCCUCCUCCGGCCCGUUGGUCCGCCCCCUCCGAUGCCGAAUUUUAUACGUUGUCCGCCCUCCUCCGAUGCCGAAUUUAUCCGUUGUCCGCCCUCCUCCUCCGAUCCCUCCUCCGAUGCCGAAUUUAUCCGUUGUCCGCCCUCCUCCGAUGCCGAAUUUAUCCGUUGUCCGCCCUCCUCCGAUGCCGAAUUUAUACGUUGUCCGCCCUCCUCCGAUGCCGAAUUUAUCCGUUGUCCGCCCUCCUCCGAUGCCGAAUUUAUCCGUUGUCCGCCUCCUCCGAUGCCGAAUUUAUCCGUUGUCCGCCCUCCUCCGAUGCCGAAUUUAUCCGUUUGUCCGCCCUCCUCCGAUGCCGAAUUUAUCCAUUGUCCGCCCUCCUCCGAUGCCGAAUUUAUCGCCCUCCUCCGAUGCCGAAUUUAUCCAUUGUCCGCCCUCCUCCGAUGCCGAAUUUAUCCAUUGUCCGCCCUCCUCCGAUGCCGAAUUUAUCCAUUGUCCGCCCUCCUCCGAUGUUGUCCGCCCUCCGCCGAUGCCGAAUUUAUCCGUUGUCCGCCCUCCUCCGAUGCCGAAAUACGUUGUUUAUACGUUGUCCGCCCUCCUCCGAUGCCGAAUUUAUCCGUUGUCCGCCCUCCUCCGAUGCCGAAUACGUUUAUUUAUCCGUUGUCCGCCCUCCUCCGAUGCCGAAUUUAUCCAUUGUCCGCCCUCCCUCCGAUGCCGAAGAUGCUGAAUUUAUCCAUUGUCCGCCCUCCUCCGAUGCCGAAUUUAUCCGUUGUCCGCCCUCCUCCGAUGCCGAAUUUAUCCGUUGUCCGCCCUCCUCCGAUGCCGAAUUUAUGUUGUCCGCCCUCCUCCGAUGCCGAAUUUAUCCGUUGUCCGCCCUCCUCCGAUGCCGAAUUUAUCCGUUGUCCGCCCUCCUCCGAUGCCGAAUUUAUACGUUGUCCAUUGUCCCUCCUCCGAUGCCGAAUUUAUCCGUUGUCCGCCCUCCUCCGAUGCCGAAUUUAUCCAUUGUCCGCCCUCCUCCGAUGCGAAUUUCCGUUGCCGUCCGCCCUCCUCCGAUGCCGAAUUUAUACGUUGUCCGCCCUCCUCCGAUGCCGAAUUUAUCCAUUGUCCGCCCUCCUCCGAUGCCGAAUUUAUCCAUUGUCCGCCCUCCUCCGAUGCCGAAUUUAUCCAUUGUCCGCCCUCCUCCGAUGCCGAAUUUAUACGUUGUCCGCCCUCCUCCGAUGCCGAAUUCCUAUCCGAAUUUAUCCGUUGUCCGAAUUUGCGCCGUUGUCCGCCCUCCUCCGAUGCCGAAUUUAUCCGUUGUCCGCCCUCCUCCGAUGCCGAAUUUAUCCGUUGUCCGCCCUCCUCCGAUGCCGAAUUUAUCCUUCCGAUGCCGAAUUUAUCCGCCCUCCUCCGAUGCCGAAUUUAUCCAUUGUCCGCCCUCCUCCGAUGCCGAAUUUAUCCGUUGUCCGCCCUCCUCCGAUGCCGAAUUUAUCCGUUGUCCGCCCUCCUCCGAUGCCGAAUUUAUCCAUUGUCCGCCCUCCUCCGAUGCCGAAUUUCGAUGCCGUUGUCCGCCCUCCUCUGAUGCCGAAUUUAUCCAUUGUCCGCCCCUCCUCCGAUGCCGAAUUUAUCCGUUGUCCGCCCUCCUCCGAUGCCGAAUUUAUCCGUUGUCCGCCCUCCUCCGAUGCCGAAUUUAUCCAUUGUCCGCCCUCCUCCGAUGCCGAAUUUUCCGAUCCGUUGUCCGCCCUCCUCCGAUGCCGAAUUUAUCCGUUGUCCGCCCUCCUCCGAUGCCGAAUUAUCCAUUGUCCGCCCUCCUCCGAUGCCGUCCGUUGUCCCCUCCUCCGAUGCCGAAUUUAUCCAUUGUCCGCCCUCCUCCGAUGCCGAAUUUAUAUUGUCCGCCCUCCGAUCCGAUGCCCGUUGUCCGCCCUCCUCCGAUGCCGAAUUUAUCCGUUGUCCGCCCUCCUCCGAUGCCGAAUUUAUACGUUGUCCGCCCUCCGAUGCCGAAUUUAUCCAUUGUCCGUCCGAUGCCGAAUUUAUCUCCUCCGAUGCCGAAUUUAUCCAUUGUCCGCCCUCCUCCGAUGCCUCGUUGUCCGCCCUCCGAUGCCGAAUUUAUCCGUUGUCCGCCUCCUCCUGCCGAAUUUAUGCCGAAUUUCCGAUGCCGAAUUUAUCCAUUGUCCGCCCUCCUCCGAUGCCGAAUUUAUCCGUUGUCCGCCCUCCUCCGAUGCCGAAUUUAUCCAUUGUCCGCCCUCCUCCGAUGCCGAAUUUAUCCAUUGUCCGCCCUCCUCCGAUGCCGAAUUUAUCUCUCCUCCGAUUUAUCCAUUGUCCGCCCUCUCCGAUGCCGAAUUUAUCCAUGUUGUCCGCCCUCCUCCGAUGCCGAAUUUAUCCAUUGUCCGCCCUCCUCCGAUGCCGAAUUUAUCCAUUGUCCGCCCUCCUCCGAUGCCGAAUUUAUCCAUUGUCCCGCCCUCCGAUCCGAAUUUAUACGUUGUCCGCCGAAUUUAUCCGUUGUCCGCCCCUCCUCCGAUGCCGAAUUUAUCCGUUGUCCGCCCUCCUCCGAUGCCGAAUUUAUCCAUUGUCCGCCCUCCUCCGAUGCCGAAUUUAUCCGUUGUCCGCCCUCCUCCGAUGCCGAAUUUAUCCGUUGUCCGCCCUCCUCCGAUGCCGAAUUUAUAUCCGAUGCCGAAUUUUGUCCGCCCUCCUCCGAUGCCGAAUUUAUCCAUUGUCCGCCCUCCUCCGAUGCCGAAUUUAUACGUUGUCCGCCCUCCUCCGAUGCCGAAUUUAUCCAUUGUCCGCCCUCCUCCGAUGCCGAAUUUAAUUUAUCCAUUGUCCGCCCCUCCUCCUCGGAUGCCGAUGCCGAAUUUAUCGUUGUCCGCCCUCCUCCGAUGCCGCGUUGUCCGCCCUCCGAUGCCGAAUUUAUCCAUUGUCCGCCCUCCUCCGAUGCCGAAUUUAUCCGUUGUCCGCCUCCUCCGAUGCCGAAUUUCCUCCAUGCCGAAUUUAUCCGUUGUCCGCCCCUCCGAUGCCGAAUUUAUCCAUUGUCCGCCCUCCUCCGAUGCCGAAUUUAUCGAAUUUAUCCAUUGUCCGCCUCCUCCGAUGCCGAAUUUAUCCAUUGUCCGCCCUCCGAUGCCGAAUUUAUCCGUUGUCCGCCCUCCUCCGAUGCCGAAUUUAUCCGUUGUCCGCCCUCCGAUGCCGAAUUUAUCCAUUGUCCGCCCUCCUCCGAUGCCGAAUUUAUCCAUUGUCCGCCCUCCUCCGAUGCCGAAUUUAUCCGUUGUCCGCCCUCCUCCGAUGCCGAAUUUAUCCGUUGUCCGCCCUCCUCCGAUGCCGAAUUUAUCCGUUGUCCGCCCCGCCCUCCUCCGAUGCCGGUAUCGUUGUCCGCCCUCCUCCGAUGCCGAAUUUAUCCGUUGUCCGCCCUCCUCCGAUGCCGAAUUUAUCCGUUGUCCGCCCUCCUCCGAUGCCGAAUUUAGUCCAUUGUCCGCCCUAUAUGUUGUCCGCCCUCCUCCGAUGCCGAAUUUAUCCGUUGUCCGCCCUCCUCCGAUGCCGAAUUUAUCCAUUGUCCGCCCUCCUCCGAUGCCGAAUUUAUCCGUUGUCCGCCAGUUCCUCCGAUGCUAUGAAUUUAUCCGAAUUGUCCCUCCUCCGAUGCCGAAUUUAUCCGUUGUCCGCCUCCUCCGAUGCCGAAUUUAUCCAUUGUCCGCCCUCCUCCGAUGCGCAGGAGAAUUUAUCCGCGCUUAA
This is a messenger RNA of Acanthosepion pharaonis, 3975 nucleotides long. The record is from the annotation of a GenBank genome assembly. NCBI's taxonomy places the organism in Eukaryota, Metazoa, Mollusca, Cephalopoda, Sepiida, Sepiidae.